CAUUUCUUCAGUCUGUUAACGGCACGCCAACGAUGCAGACGCGUCUAGAAACCAGCUCCGGCUAACUGUUAAUGCAAGCUAAAUAGCAACUUGGUCUGUAACUGUAACACUCAUACGUAUCGAGUAUACGCACAGUGGUACCAGCUGAAAGUGCGUGAGCUACCUGCCGUUUCAAGUGUAAAAAUUCGAAUUCGAGUGCAAUUCAAGAAAUCAAAAAAAAAAAAAAAUAAUAAUAAAUAAAAAAAAUAAAAGUAAAACGCUUGGAUUGUUGCUAAUUUGGCGAGUUUGGCAAAUUAAGGUCUUAAUUGAAUUAAGCCAAGUGAAAGAGAAACAUCGGCGGCUGUCCAGGAAGAAGAAGAAGAAGCAGCAGGGGAGAGCGUUACCUCGACGAUCUUCUGGCCAAGUUAGUUAGCUGUCGACUGCUGCCGCUGUUUAUGGCACUUAAGCUAUGAAGCAAGGCAUGCAACUCACCGCCGCCUGGCUGUGCUUAUUGGCCACGGCUAGUCUGGCUCAAAACCAAGAGUCCUCCGCCAAGUGGUCCAGGCAACUGGAGAAUGUGGCCACCUCGGAAACGGAUUCCCUCGACUGGAUUCCCCUGGCACAGCCCCUCGAUGGAAGCAAGGAUCGCUCGGGCAAUGGACGCGUGCUGACCUACUCCCAGACCUUUCCGCCCAGUGCUCGGUUCGGCGAUCUGACCAAGACGGGCUCCCAGUUCGACUACCCCUUUCAGUUCCAGCGGUAUCCCAAUGGAGCGGGUCAGGCGCUGCCUCUUCGCCAGGCGCCACCACCACCUCCAUCCACGCUGAAGGCCUCAGGAGUUGGUCAGGAGCCCACCUCGCAGUCGUUCUUCAAGUUCGAGAUGCCCUUCCAUGGCAACAACGAGGGACAGGCUCAGGCGCCGCCCACCCUCCAAACGGGCUACCAGAUUCAGCACACCUUCGGUGCUGGAGCUCCAGGAUUCCCGGCUCCCUCCUCGCUCUUCAGUCCCCCAUCUCUCUUCGGACAACAGGGACAGGGACAAGCCUUCGGCGCAGACUUCCAUUCGCUGGGCUCCCAGAAGCCUUUGGCACAGGCUCUGAAUAAGCCACUUCAUCAGCAGAACUACGUGCAGGAUAUUCUGCCUCCCAAGACCCUAGGAAAGCCUCUACCCACCCAGGCCUCCCUGCACAGUGUGACGCCACAGGUCUUUCCCGUGGAUCCCGAAGCCGAUACCCUCUUUGGUUCGAACAAGCCAGCUCCCUCGUCGGCUCCAUCUUCCUCCCGCGAUCAGGAUGUCCAGCUGCUGUAUGUGCCCUACGAUACCCUGUACAACCAGCAGCGCCAGCAAUCCGGAUCGAGUGCCAACUUUGAGGUGAACAAGUUCAAUGUGAAUCCCGGUCUGCCUGCUGUGAAUCCCUACCAGAUCAACCAGUUCUACACCCAGGAUCCCAGUGGAGGCAGUGAUUACUUCAGCUCGGGGACCACUUCGAGGCCCAGUACCACCACCAGUCAGCCGCAGAGCAUCUUCCAGAGCUUCGGACAGCCGCAGCUUCAGUCACAGACGCAGUUCACCACAGCGAAGCCCAAGCCGAAGGCCCAUCAGCCUCCGCUGGCCAUGUUCCUGCUGCGAUCCAGCUCCCGUCCCUCGCAAUCGGAUGUCGUCACCGCCCUGAGGAGUGCCCACAGCAUCUCGGUCAUCGACUCGCCCACUAAGCAGACACCGGAGAUCUUUGUGGGACCAGCUGGCAUGCCCAUUCCCGAGGGCUAUGUCAAGUUCGAUCUGCCAUAUCUGUCGCAGCUCACCUCCAAUCGCGAUUUGAGUGACGUUUCCUUCUUCGUGGCUCCCUUGAGCUACCGUACUCCAAAUGGCUUCAACAAGAUCCUGCUGCCAGAGCCCCAUGUGGGUUCCAUCGUGGUCAACAGGGCCAAGGAUAUCGGUUCCAGCCAGCAGCAGCGACCCCAACGACCCUAUGCCGCCGUCAGCAGCACCCGCAAUCCGUUCGAGACCACCACUCAGUCACAGAUCCCGGCCCAAGGUCAGGUUCCCGAGCGGGGCAACAAGUUCAGCUACUACUACGUGCAGGAUGGCAUCCAGGAGGUGAGCUCCCCGAAGAUUCCCGCCAAGCAGGAGCGACACAAGAAGAAGCGGCCGCAGAACGUUCAGGUGCAACAACAGCAGUCGAUCUACCGACCAUCGCCGACCAAGGCCCAGACUCAAAACCCCUUCGAUACUCUCAACCAGAUCGGCGGCGAUGACUUCUUCAAGACCCUGGGUAGCAAACCCACUACCAGCUCCACUUCGAGCACAUCUACGACGACCACAACGUCCACCACUUCGACGACGGCUGCUCCGCAAUCCCUGUUCACCUACAGCACGCGACCACAGAUCGAGUUCCCCGGCUCCAGUGGCCAGUUGUAUCCGCAGUACGUGCAGGAACCGGUGCAGGAGCCACUUCCCCGGUUGACCACCCGACCGCCCACUGCCUCCACGGCUGAGGAGGAGCACCGCAUGAAGCAGUACUUCCGUCAGCAGGAUGCCUUCCGCCAGCGACCUCACACCACCAACCCUCCGUUCGAAUAUACCCCUAGUUCCGCGGACUACGAGGCUCCCCUGCCCACCACCACCACCACCCAGAGGAUCAAGACGAAGCACCGGGUCAAUCUGUAUACUCCCGCUGCCGUUCCGGUGACCACUUCGGAUGUGGGCUACAACAGUGUCGAUCAGCAGGCGCCACUGAACCAUCGGCCCAGCUAUAACCAGGUUCAGAACGAGAUUCUGGACAACAGCAAUGUGGAGUACGAGCCAAAUCCCUACCACGUGCCCUCGGAGCUGCCUGCCCUGACUCCGGAUAUUCCCGGACUGGUUAACAAUCUGCAGGAGAAGGACAAGUUGCAGCCACCGGUACCCACCACUCCAUUGGCCGAACCGGAACCGGAAACGCGACCCACCAGGCGACCUGUGCUGCGCACCCGCAAGCCGGCAGUUACCAAGGUGACCUCCUCCGUUUCCUACUCGGAAUCGGAGUCCAAUGGCAAGCUGCCCACUCACCGCAUCCGAAGGCCAUACAGCAGUCGAGGAACCACUGCGCCAGAUGCCUCCACCGGCAGCGGAGAUGGUGCCGAGGAGUCGGCAGUGACCCCCACUCGUCGUCCGACCAGUGCCCGGAAUCCCCUCAUCCGCAACCCCAAUCGCAUCCGCUACAGGCCGACCACCGAGGAGCGUCAGACGCUGAAGACCAAGCCGCGGAAGGGUUCGAAGAACGGCAAGCCGCACGAGGAUCAGGACAUUGACUACCAGAGGGAUGUGCUCAAGCAGAACUACCCGGUGUUCAAGGCUCCGUCUAGGCGACCCACCAGCCCCACUGCCAUUCCCAGCUCCUACGAUGUACAGGGCACCACCGAAGGACCCGCCUCCGAGUCUCAGCAGGUGUACACGGUGACUCCCAGCAACAGCAUCGAUGGCGGCAGCGAGCAGAGCGGCUUCCCCGGCAAUCUCCUCGAGCCCAUGCAGAUUGCCCAGCACUACCAGGAGUUCUCCAAGGACAACUACGGUCCCGGCUAUUUCCCCAACCAGGAGGAUCUCAGUCCCACGGAGGCCAUCGUGCGCAACGAGGUGAGCCCCAUCUACACGACACUGGCCACCACAACGCCCUCGACCACCACGACCACGACCACAACCACCACUGAGGCUCCAUUGACCACGACUACCACAACACGUCGCUCGCCCUUCGUGAGAAGGAACUACCCGAGACUGCGCACAACCACGACGACAGAGGCACCAGUGACCUCCACCACACCCUCGGAGGAUAGGCCAUCGAUCCGCGCUCGACUGCCACCCCGUCGAGUGGUGAAGGUGCGUCAGCGACAGCGUCGUCCAUCGCAUCCCGCCUCCUCUUCAACAGUGGCGCCCGAAGAGGAAUCCGAGCCCAUCACCCAGAAGCCAAAUCUGCGCAAGUUGAGCCGCUACAACAACCAGGAGCCCAAGGAAAAGGAGGCCACAGUGUCACCCAUCACCCAGCGUCGUCGGUACAAGCAACCCUUCCAGCUGGAGGGACAGGAAUCCCAAUGGUCGCCAUCCUCGGAAACAGCCAACAGCAAUGCCAACUCGAACAGCUUCAAGCCGCUGAGUCCCAAGUACAAAACCGAGACGCACAACUUCGAGAGCGAACCGGAGAUUGUGACCGCCGGGCCAACCAAUCAGCCGGAAACCUACGAGAUCAAUGUGGCUGCCGAUCUGGGGGGUUCGACGGUUCAGCGCACCACCAUCAUGGCACCCAAUCUGAAGCCAGAGAAAUCCUUUGCCGAGUUGUUGGAGGAGGUGAUGGGCAAGGCCCCGGAGGCCGCCACCACCGAGUCCACCAGCAGUACCAUCAGUCGCCUAAGCAGACGCGGCAAGUGGCAGAAGAAGAAUCGUUUAUCCGGCAGCUCGGAUAACGCCGAGAACUUCGAAACGGCCGAGUCCCAGAAUCUGGGACCUCAGCUCUACAAUGCCCUUCAAGCAGCCAGCGAAAAGGAGGAGCUGCCCAAGACCACCACUCCCCUGACUCCCUCCACCGAGGCCCAGACAGAAACUGCGGUGGUGACCACCACAGUGCCCGCUCCCACGACGCCCGAGGAGUACGAGGUAACCACCGCCCAGGGCGUCGAGGAGGCCACCAUCACCUCCACCCUGCCCGCGAGCGAGGAGAGCGCCACGCGGCGCAUGGACACGGCGGCGGAUGUGGACGACCUGGAGGUGCAGCCGAGCAUCUUCUCGGAGGUGAAGAAACAGCUGCACGAUCUUUUUGCCAUCGAGGAGAGCGAGGACGAGGCAGUGACCGCCGCCCUGGCUGCCGUGGGCAAGCGUCGCCAGGAGUACACGAGUAUCCGACGCACCAGUCCGGGUACGCAAUUGGAGAAAACCACUUUGGCGCCCGCGGAUGAGGCCACCACCACCACGGAAGCCACCGUGGCGGAGAGCAAAAAGGACAGCUUCCACAAGGAUCUGAUGGAGCACGUGGUGUACGCCACUUCCACUUCGACCAAAGUCACCUCCGAGACGGAGAUCUGCUACCGCGGACGCUGCAUCCGCUCCGAGGAUCUGCCCGCCAACCACAAACUGCACUGAGCACACUCCUCCGGCAGCGGAAGGUGAAGAGAUUCAUCAUGUAAAUAGGGGCAGAGGGGAUACGGAUGGGGUUCAGGGGUCCAGGACGAUGGCCCAACAUACAAAACCGUAUCCACUUGUAAUUACCUAGCUUUAACUACAAAUAUGUUAAGGAUAAGCAGAUGGAAAAAACAAGAUUUCCAGGAAUUUUUUUAAAAAGGAUUUCAUGUAAGAUAAGAAGUAAUCUACUCCGUAAGAACGUUAUACGAAAUUUCUAUAAAGAGAACUUCCUUUCUUAAAUUCUUGAUGCUUCCAUUUAGAACAAUUAGUUGAUAGAUCUUAGUGUUAGCAUUACGUCAGGAUACCACAUAGCCAGCAUAUAAGUCUUGUACCAUAUGUACAUCGUUGUGUA
Molecule: messenger RNA, 5477 nt
Organism: Drosophila takahashii
Lineage: Eukaryota; Metazoa; Arthropoda; Insecta; Diptera; Drosophilidae
Product: mucin-2
Source: RefSeq, a predicted model, not a curated record